Messenger RNA from Penicillium waksmanii, 1005 nucleotides. RefSeq names its product DNA-directed RNA polymerase II core subunit RPB3. Gene Ontology annotation, molecular function: protein dimerization activity; DNA-directed RNA polymerase activity. The transcript has 3 exons. The record is from RefSeq and is a predicted model, not a curated record. Gene Ontology annotation, biological process: DNA-templated transcription. Lineage: Eukaryota; Fungi; Ascomycota; Eurotiomycetes; Eurotiales; Aspergillaceae. Gene Ontology annotation, cellular component: RNA polymerase II, core complex. Bases 1 to 1005 code for a protein of 334 amino acids.
AUGGAAUACGAAAUGGAUAUGGAGCCCACGGGGCCUCAAGUGACCGUUCGCGAAGCGGAACCCUACCGUGUCGAUUUCAAACUGAGCUCCAUCGACCUCGCCUUCGCGAACUCACUACGCCGCACGAUCCUGGCCGAAGUCCCCACCAUGGCUCUGGACCUAAUCGAGAUCGAAAGCAACACCUCCGUCCUCGCCGACGAAAUGCUCGCCCACCGCCUGGGCAUGAUUCCGCUCAAUGCGAAAAACUGCGAUCAGCUGGACUACACCCGCGACUGCGACUGCGAGGACCACUGUGUGCGCUGCAGCGUGACGCUGUCGCUGCACGCGCGCUGUGGAAAUGGAAUCAUGACCGUUUAUGCGCGGGACCUUGCUGUUCAGGGCGAGCGCAUGAAUGAUACGAUUGGUGACCCUGUCACUACGGACGCUGAGGGCAAGGGCGCUAUCAUCUGUAAGCUGCGCAAGGGACAGGAGAUCAAGUUGACAUGUUUGGCGAAGAAGGGCACGGCGAAGGAGCAUGCGAAGUGGGCGCCUACUUCUGCUGUUGGAUUCGAGUAUGAUCCGCACAAUAACUUGAAGCAUGUCGACUACUGGUAUGAGCAGGAUGCCGCUAAGGAAUGGCCUAUCUCUGAAAAUGCUGCUUGGGAACCUGCUGCCAACCCGGAUCAACCUUUCGAUUAUGACGCCGAGCCCAACACAUACUAUUUCGAUGUGGAGAGCAUCGGUAACCUGGAACCCGACAUGAUCAUCCAGCAAGGUAUCACAGUCCUUCAGCAAAAGCUCGCCACCACCAUCUCCGUUCUCUCAGGCGAAGGCGAGGACGGCCACGUCGGCGGUGUCGAAGAUGCCGAUAUGAUGGGCGGCGCCGACCCUGACGCCUAUGAACCUCCCGAGGGCAUCGAUGGCCAUCUCACAGCGUACGGAAACGGUGCGGCCGGCGCGUGGGGCGCUAGUGCGCAGACGCCAUAUGGUGCUACGCCGUAUGGACAAGGCGCUUACGGAUUCUAA